AUGGAAGAUUAUUCAAAACUUGUACUUUCGGAUAAAUGGCCAACAUUAAUCAAUGGAAAAAAAACCUCGAUCAUUAAACCAAAAUUCGUUCCGGAAUGUUUUACACUUGUAUUGCGGUACAUUCCAAAAUCAUUUUCUACUCAAAUUGUAACUGAAGAAAUUAAAAGAUCAAUAAGUUCAGCGGACAACAUUAAACAAAUUAUUUAUUCAUAUAAUCGUACUACAAAUGACUUCCGUUUUACAGUCUCCGACCUGACGGAAUAUGAAGGAGCGUUAAAACUCGGUCGAAUAUCAAUUGGUAAUCGUCUUCAUCCUGUUACAGUAUAUCAACCGGCAAAUAAGAUGACUUUUUGUACUAAUUGCUGGUUAAUUGGUCAUACACGUGCAACAUGUUUGGUGCGGGAACGUAAAUGUCGUAUUUGUUUAAAGGUUUACGAUCACGAUCAUACAAGUACAUGUUCAGGUAAACCACUUUGUGCCCAAUGUGGGCAAGAUCAUCACUCACUAGAUCCUAAAUGUGAAUACAUUCAACAAUACAGGAAGAAGUUGAACUCGGAAGUGAAACAAGCAAUUAAUGAUGGUAGUAUUAAUCGUAAACCUAUUCAAGUACAUCAACAACAUCAAUCACAAUUUGUUGGAGCUGCUUAUGAUAUUGAAUAUCCAGCACUACCUAAUAUCAAUAUCGAUAACAUCAAGUCUAAGAAAAACAAAGUAUGGCAGGAUGUUACAUCUCAACUUACGACAACCAAUAACACCUAUUCAAACGAUAUUAUCAUUAACAUGCUGUACAAAAUGAACAAUGAUUUAAAACGGGAUAUGUUAUCAAUGAAGGAUAUGAUUAUAAAAAAAAUAGAUGAACAAGUGAUGUUAAACACAAAAAACAUCCAAUUGCAUCAAGUAAGCUUAUGUACAAUUAAUACAUGA
Molecule: messenger RNA, 924 nt
Organism: Rotaria sp. Silwood2
Lineage: Eukaryota; Metazoa; Rotifera; Eurotatoria; Philodinida; Philodinidae
Source: the annotation of a GenBank genome assembly